This is a messenger RNA of Mucor velutinosus, 657 nucleotides long. RefSeq lists its product as uncharacterized. NCBI's taxonomy places the organism in Eukaryota, Fungi, Mucoromycota, Mucoromycetes, Mucorales, Mucoraceae. The record is from RefSeq and is a predicted model, not a curated record. The coding region runs from base 1 to 657 and encodes 218 amino acids. Gene Ontology annotation, molecular function: DNA-binding transcription factor activity; protein dimerization activity. The transcript has 2 exons. Gene Ontology annotation, biological process: positive regulation of transcription by RNA polymerase II. Gene Ontology annotation, cellular component: RNA polymerase II transcription regulator complex.
AUGAGCUCCAGAAAGACCUCUACCAUCUCUGAAAGGCGCUCACAGUAUCCUCUUCAUGAACGACUCAUUGUUUACAAUUCCGAGUCCAUGCAGCGCAUGAUUGAUAACAAGAGCAGUAGCCCGAUACCCUUAGCCAAUCCUACCACUUCUACAUUUGUGGUCAAUGGUGUCAAUAUCCUCAACAAAAACAGUCUGGACAGUGAUACAGUAAUGCACCGUAUUAUGCAAAGAAGACAAACCCACAACAGAGUAGAACGUAGAAGAAGAGAUCGAAUGAACAACUUAUUUCAUGAUUUAUCAAAAUGCUUGCCUGCACUGCAACACAAGACAGAGAAUAGUCGCGCUGACAUUUUGCAAGAAGCCAUCGAGCAUAUCAAACAGCUUACAGAUGAAAACCAUCGGCUGAAACAUCAUGGCUCUAUCUCCCAGGUGCCACAUCUGUACGAAGAUGAUUCAGAUUCUGUUACAAGCAGCAGUAGUAGUGAAAAUAAUGAUAUAACCUGUAAAAGUAGUUCCUAUGUGUCAUCAUUACCACACUUGCCAUCUAUCUCCUCGUUAACGUCAAGAGCGGAUCAGUUGGAGCCAAAGAAGCCAACGACGACUCAACCACAGAGCCAGUUUGAAUCCAUCCUGUCAUUCCCAAAAGUAUUUAAAUAA